Molecule: messenger RNA, 12060 nt
Organism: Paramuricea clavata
Lineage: Eukaryota; Metazoa; Cnidaria; Anthozoa; Malacalcyonacea; Plexauridae
Source: the annotation of a GenBank genome assembly
AUGUCAGAAUAUGGACUGCAAACCUCAAGAAGAACUCAAUACAAUGGCGCAGGGUUGAACAAUGACCGCAUAACCAGGAGAAAACGAACACUAGAUGACACCGAAUCGAAUCAAAUUCAAGACUUUAAUGGCGCAAAAACCGCAGAGACAGAACCGCCUGGUUCGAAAGACGAAGAAGAUAAGUACUAUCGAUAUUUGUUACGGAAAAGCUCGUCAAAUCGUCGCUCGCAAACCGAGGACUCGCUUGCUACACAGAACGGAAAUCUAGCGUUGCGGGACGAAAGGGCUUCUUCGUUCGGUCGAGCAACUAAUUUCAAAAUAGACCAUUUCUCAACAAACGGAUAAGCAGACAAGUCGGGAUUCGUCCGCCUAUCGUGGAAAUGUGUACAGAAGUAAUUUAACCGGGCAACCAUUUGUCAACAAUGACAGAAAAUCGAAUUCCCCCUCGCCUACCAAUCACGAUAUUCAAGGUAAUAGACCCGAUCGCAGACCUCGAGUGAAAGAUCUACGAAGCUUGUUUGAUUCAGGCAAAGCUGAACAAAAUGGUGAAAAUAGCAAAAGCAAAGAGAUCGGUAGCCAUGUUAAAACUUCUGGCUACAGAGCCAAUACCGAUCAGGCCUUAUCAAGGGGUUUAGCUAAUGUAAACAAGGAGACUGUCAAAACAAAUGAUACACAAGCGAAGAAAAGUGGCCAAACAAGCAGACAGGCUUAUAUUGACACUACGUCUAAUGGUGAUAUUGACAAUGAUGCAUGGGCUGACGAUAUUGUACCUUUGGAAAGGGCAAGGGUGUUUUCUGACCCUGGGGGAAAAUUAUCCAGGGGACAGGCAUCCAAACAAAAUGGCCAAGCUUUUAAGGGAAUCAAAUUAUCUCAGGAGGAAGCGAAAGGCGCUUGGAGGCUCAGCCUUUCUGCGGGCCGACAUACCAAGGAAACUUCAAGCGAAGAAGAAGAAUCUGACUCAUCUGAAGGCUUGGAUGAGGAACAAGAUCCGAAUGAUUCCCGGCAGCGUAUUAGCGACAAGAAAGUUAUUCAGAUGUUGCAAAAACGUCAUCCGACAGGAGAACUUAAGAAAAUGUUCGACGGACCUGAAGCGUUCAAUGCUACAACCAAGCGACAGUCGUUUCACGAGUCCUACAAUAAUCUGCUGGACGACAGAGAGAGUGAAAGGUCCACGUUGCCAAGAGGAACCACCAAUGAAAAUGAUCUGGAAGAAUCACCAAGAGUUGACGCAAGUCCUUUGCAAGAUCAGGUGCAUGAAGACCUAUCUCAGAAAUACCUUGACAAUAAACCAACCAAGGAUAAUAAUUUUGCACCAAUAGGUGAUAUUAAUGUGUCCCAAUUCAUUGCAAGCCCACCGCCCGAGAGGCCUGUCCGAGACAAUAUUAUCGAAGCCCAACAAGCAAAUGUUACUGAAAGUGCCCAAUUGGAUACGAGCAACACGCAAGCUGAUAGCUACAAAUCAAUGUAUCAUGAUUUUCUUAAAAAAGAAGGGGUUGCCCCUGCAGUUACCCCAUCCCCUACAAAAACCACCUAUCGCUACACCAGGGAGACAUAUCGGCCUCCACUCUACUCAGAAGACAGUGAAGCAGACAGCGAAAUACUUGGUGACGGUAAAAGUGAAGAGGUCGUUAACAACUCAUUAACUCCAGAACAGGUUGUUAAGAAUAACGAGCAAUUAUUAGAGUCUCAUGAGCCAUUAGAUAAAGAAGAAUCAAUUCCAAGAAAUGAUAGUAUUGAUGACUUGAUGCCGAAGGAGUACGAUGAUGAAAUGCACGAAGAAGAUCUAGUUCACGAGUCCUCUUACGACGAAAGUGAUGACAUUGGCGGUGGAACAUCUCCUGAAUUAAAAUCAAACUUUCAAUUCAAUUACAUUCUUAAACAUUAUGACGACCUUGACGUUGCCAAGGACAAUACUGAUGGAAAAACGAAGGGCAAAAAACGUGGGGUCAGGUUUACAAACUCGCCCCAUAGUGUUCAUGAGACCUACCAUCCAUUGGACUACGAGAGGGGAAAUGAUGAUAUCGAUCCUGUUAGCUCGUCAGCCGAAUGGGAACUUGAAAAACGAGUUGAUAAAAUGGAUGUGUUCUCGGUUGAUCUUGAUAAAGGAGGUGAGUGUUGACGUUGAAAUACUUUGAAGAUAAACAUAUAAAUGAAGCUUAGUAUUUUGUAAAAUUUUCUGAAGUACAGGAAUAACCCCCAGAAGGUAAAGUAUGUUUGUGAUACUUAUAUCGCAUGAUAUUUCACAGGGAUGGAUCCAGCAUGAUCUGGUAGGGGGUGCUCUGCCCGCUCUGGUGCCGAGUUGUGUCAGUCGUGUGCCGCCCGCCCAUCAACUUGCUUCACUACUGCAAAGUCUUGCUUGACUACUGUAUUUGAAUUGUAAUUGUUGUUCACAGUUCGCUUAUCAUCAUGUUAUUAAUCCAAUUACUGUAUCUCAUUUUGUCUCUAAUAAUUUUUUGCUUUAUCAUGAAAAAUAGCAACCCCCCCCCCUGCACCCCAGUAAAUCCAUCCCUGAUAUUUCAUAAAUCAAAGUAGCACACCCUUCCAGUUGGUACUUGCCCCCCACCCUUCCAGUUGGUGUCCUCCCACUCCACCCCCAAAGUAUGUAGCUCACCCACUUUGUACAUGUAUCACUCAUCAAUUUUAGCCUACAAAUGGGUGUUUGGAAAAAACUUUCUGACCACCCCUAAACUGCUGGUUAGGUCAAUGUAGUAGUUUACCUGUAACUUAUCAAGAUGCAUAAUGUGCCCUACUUUAUUUCUUUACUCUGUCUAAUGCCAGGUGAUUUUACUUGUCAAGGGGAAAGCACUGGCACUCAUUGGAUUAACCAGACUAUCUGCCCAUGUGUUCCUAUAAUGCACCAUACUUUAUUAUUUUACUCUGUGUAACACCAGAUGCUUUAAAAAAGUGACGGCUCUGGCACACAAUGGGUAAAGUGGUUAGUUACCACAGAAUCAUUCUCAGGAAAAGUUCAAUGAAAAUGAAACUAAUGUUGUGAUUCCCCUGAAAGUUGUAUGAAUAGUAUCCUACAUAGUAUUGUAUGCCUUUACGGGUUCGUAUCUAUACAUGUAUGUGAAUGUAAUGGGGCUGUUACAGUGCUUUCGGAAUUCUGUGGUUCCAAUGAUCAGUGUUUGGUCUGAAGUCUUGAUUGCUUUUCAUAUUGUUCUGUAACUUGCAGAUCAGCGUGGACUUGGCUUAAGUAUUGUUGGCCUUGGUGUUGGUACAGAUUCGGGUGUUGAGAAACUGGGAAUUUUUGUAAAGUCUCUUACAUCAGGUGGAGCUGCUGAAGCGGAUGGAAGGUAUGUUUUGUGGAUCUUCGUGUUACAGCCAGAAUGACUACAGUACGCUUUAAUUUUGCCAGCUGUCUUGGCAAACAUUGACACAGCACCACCUAUACAUGUUAAAUGCCAUUGUAGGAUUCAAGUGAAUGAUCAGAUUUUGGAAGUGGAUGGGAUUUCACUGGUUGGAGUGUCGCAAUUGUUUGCCGCUCAGACCUUGAAAAACACUAAGGGAACUGUAACGUAAGUGUAACAAUUAACCAUUAAGUUGCAUUAAUAAUAAAAUAAAAUAAUUAGUAUAUUAUGUUAUUAUAAUCUAAUUGAUAUUAUAAUAAUAUUUUAUAAUAUGGUAAUAUUAUAAUAAUAUAAUAUAAAAAAUAUAUGGGUUCAACUCAAUGGGCUAAGGGACUGCUCAUUAUUUAUUGUUCAGGGGGGGAUUGAGGAGAAACUGGGGGGCUUCGAAAAUAUUUACCAGUUUGAAAAAACAUUAGUAUUGCUGCCGAGCGUAGCUCGGCAGCACACUAAUCUCUACACGUGGUGUGCUUACCACGUGACCGCCGAGUUUAUAGCCGCUACAAUCUCGAUUUAUGUCAUUCUGUCAUCCACGGACGGGCCAAAACUAGCUGUUUUGAUAUUAUUUUUUUGUUCCCGGGGGGGUUUGUUCACAACAUGGCGACUGUUAUAAACGGACAGAAAUAUAAAAAUCAUAAAAUAAUGCGAAUUUCCAUAAAAAUUCCGAGUAAUAUUUGUGAAGAUGAAUGGGUAAAUAAAGCACGGUGUUAUUUUGUGUCUCUGGCGCAAGAAUGAUCGACAAUAUUUUGAAUAAUUCAGGUAAGGAUGGCUUUAUUUCGUUCUCGUAUAGUGAUGUAGUCGUGCCGUGUGCCCUGUCUACCUGUCUGGUGAUAUAUUUUAUAAUACAUGAAGGCAUUUAUAUUUAAAUCUGCUGUUUAUACUUGUUUAGUCACUUUAGAGUAUUGAACUUCGAUAUAGAGGCAUUGAAACAAAAUGAUUUCAAGAAUAUAUCGGCAAUUAUAAUACCCACUGAAUCACUGAUCUAUUCCCGACCAAAUCGACAGUAAUGAUUAAUGCCUUUAUGCUGAUACAAGAAGCAAAUGAACUUUUAGUUUAUUUGUUUGUUAUGUCACUUAAUAUGUGCAAAGCCAAAGGCGGUGAGUAUAUAAUAGUGUUCGGUACGUUCUAUUUCUAAAUGUUUAUAGUUUAAAAACAAACGCGGGAUGUUGUUAAAUCAGGCUUAACAAGAUUCCUAGAGCUACCCAGUGUGGAUUGUUGUCUGCAUAUAUGGACUUAUCAGCAAUUACAUGUAAUAUAGCAUAUCAACUGACUUUUGUAUAAGAUAUGACUUGUAUAAGGCCUCAGUUAUAUAUAAAGCCUAUAAACAUGAUUCUACUGACAUACAUUGAUAUAUACAUAUGGCUGUGUUACCACAAUAAUGCUCACAACUUCAACUUCUUUCUAACAAUAUAGUUUUGCAGUUCUGACUGUUCUGAGUAUGAUCUUAUUCAUUCAGAAAUAUAAGCAUUGCACUGUAUUCAAUGGCAAGCUAUCCUGGAUUCCAGAGCCUUCAGUUAAUAAUAAAUUGAAAUAUCGUGAAGGCUCUGGUUCAACGGGAGGAUUCUUUGAUUAAACUGUGCCAAUCACAAAACAGAAUUAGCAGUUUUAGUACAGAUUUUGGGCGUGUUAACCCAUUAAGCGCCAGCGCUCUCCCCUUGACGAGUAAAAUUGUCUGGCGUUAGACAGAGUAAAAUACUCUGGCGUUAGACAGAGUAAAAUACUCUGGCGUUAGACAGAGUAAAAUACUAAAGUAGGGUGCAUCAGGGUGCAAUGCGACCCAAUGGGUUAACUAGACACAUGGGCAGAUAGAUCAGUUAACCCAUUAAGCGCCAGCACUCUCCCCUUGACAAGUAAAAUCGUCUGGCGUUAGACAGAGUAAAAUACUGUUCAAAGUAGGGUGCAAUGCGACCCAAUGGGUUAACUAGACACAUGGGCAGAUAGAUCAGUUAACCCAUUAAGCGCCAGCACUCACCCCUUGACGAGUAAAAUCGUCUGGCGUUAGACAGAGUAAAAUACUGUUCAAAGUAGGGUGCAUCAGGGUGCAAUGCGACUCAAUGGGUUAAUAUAGUACAUAACAUAGGUCAUAGACAUACAGUUUCAAUACAAUACAAAAUGAUUUUGAACAAUGUCAAGGUCAAUGAAAUCAUACAAAAUGAAUUUAUGGAAUAUCAAUUAAAUGUAUUUAAAACAAACAUAAUUUCAACAUCCCAAUAAGCAAUAACAUCCCAGUAAGUAUAAAUUCAACUAUUUUAAAUCAAUUGUUUGAAUAGCCAAAUUAAAAGUUGUACGAGUGACAAAAUCAUUCAAUAAUAUUCACAUUUUAUCAUUUAUAUUAUGUGUCAACUAUCAAAGUCGCACUGUUAAGUAUAUUAAAAUAUACUUUUCAUAAGAUUAGAUGUAAGAUAUAAUUGUACGAAGGUAACUGAGGAACGACGAUGUGUAAGACAAUAAAUCAUACAUACAGUGAAAAACGCUCUUUUUGUAGCACAUCCUACAUGUACAUAUCGGCAGCAUUUUCCUUGCGAUAGUAACUCCUAGUUUUAAAAAUGUAUCACAAAACAACUUAACAAAUAACAAUGUUUAUAGACCUUCAAUAUUCAUAAAAGGAAACCGAAUAAAAAGUCUCUUAUGUUCAUGUAAAUAGACAAUCCCCAUUAUAGACUAAUUUUAGAACUAGGCAAAGAGAUGCAAAUCAAGGCCGGAUUUUGGUGAAAACAGGCCAAUAUCAACGAGGUGAGGUAUGCCUGUAGUGUACAUAUGUACCAGUGUAUUAAUGAAUUAUGAAUGUAUAUGACUCCAAUCUUGCCCUUCAUUACAAUUGCUACAAAGUUUCUUUCAAAACAUUGCAUUAAAAGGGUACUUGACACAGAGAUGAAUGGCUAUCACUGUUUCAAUUUUACAGAGAAAACUUUCUUACGUCACGAAGUGUAGAUCCUAAGCAACCAUCACAUUUUCACUUUGUUCCAUCAUUGAAACUUUCCCAAGGGGAGGUGCAUGACCUUUCAGGAGAGGUGGAAAAAUUCUCGGGGGAGGUGCAAAACGAUCUCAGGGUAGGUGCGCACCUCUCCACACCUCCCCUCAAAAUCUGGCCUUGAUGCAAAUAAAUCACCACAGUUAGAAAGAGCAUACUAAAAUAAGUAAAUUAUUGCAAAGUUUUGUUGCAAAAUGUUGUAAAAUAGGGAAAAUGUAGCCUUGCAAAGUUUGCAAAUUUUGUAUACUUUUGUAUUGCAUGCGAAAAUUGUUAUAAUUGUCUAUUGGUCCCCAUUAUCUAUUUUUGUUUCUCUAAAUAAAGAGCUAGAGUUUUUGUUUCUCUAAAUAAAGAUAAAGAGCUAGAGGGGGGACCAAAAUUUAUGUUCUUGUUUUGCCUGUUGGGGGGGGGGCUUUGAAAAUUUUACUUGUCUUAAGAGGGGGGCAACGAAAAAAUAUUAUAACUGUAGAGUUUCUCCUCAGUCUCCCCCUGUACAAUAAAUAAUGAGCAGUCCCUAAACAAACAUUUUUUGUCGUUCAAGGUUCUUAAUGGGAAGAGAGAAGGGUCGACAUGUUAGCAAGGUAAGUUUUACAAUGUUACCGGACAUGUUGGUGGAAUUUUUUAGCAUAAAUUUAAUGUAUACUGUACAUUUUGGUGCUCUGCACCGGAAUUGCAUUGCUGCUGGUUGGAUUCAUGUUUAGUUCCAAAAGAAACCUAACUCCUAUCGAACGGGAUGUCCAAAAAUGUUGAUACUUUCAGUGGGAGAGCAGUUUAUGAGUGUUAAGGGUUAUCCAGUAUGGGUACAUUAGUUUAUUUUAGCCUGGGAAUUUGUUUUAUUCUAAUUCUACUAAUUACUAAAUGUACUGCAGGUUGACGCUGACAAGUACGUGACAAAAUGCGAGGAACUGGAAGAUGAAUUGAAUCAGGUGAGAUGGGAAUUUGAGAAAUGGACUGGUUUUGGUAAUCAGUGGGUUAUUAAUUGUCUUAAUUUCUCCCCUCAGGCUAAGCAACGAAUUCGUGAGCUUGAAGCAGAAAAGGUUGUGGAAAAGGUAAACAGUGGCAUCAGUUGGAAUUUGUUGACAUUAUAUUAAAGUAACAAAAAUAGACUGUGAGCUGUCCCUCCUUUCCGCGGGUUUAGAUUUCUGGGAAUAGGAAAGGAGGGACUGCCGACAACGCAUCAAAGAAAUGAAAUAUGCGCUGCCCACACAACGCAAGAUUCCCAUUGGUCAAAAUUGAUAUGCCUGUUAAUCAAAUCUGAUACGUAGUAAUUAUGCUAUAAAUAAUUCCAGAACUGAAUGUUGAUUUUAUAAGUAAACAUAACAUUAAUGGUUCCUAUUGGAUAGAUUUAAACAAAUAUAAGUAAUGUUUAUACAAAGGUGGAGCCAACUUGACAACAGCGAAAAGUGGGCGUAUUUCGUUUAUUGAUGUGUUGUCGGCGGUCCCUCCUUUCUACUGAGGGACUGCUCGUGGUCUAUAACAAAAACAAUAGAAAGGACUGGAAGUGAAGUCCAAUAACUCUUCAAUGUCAGCCAUUUUGGCGUCACUUUUUGGAUGCGAGUUUUUGGUCCAGAUAUAUGUGGAGGUCUUGGCCUCAUUCUGAUUCUAAAAUUCUAAUUCAAUUUCAAUCACAAAAACAAAGCCAAGAUGGUUUAUUAGGAUGCACAUAAAAGAGUAUUAAAAUUUGUCUGUAUUAUGAAAGUGGUCUAUAUAUUAACUGCUAAGGGGCGGACCAUUAGAAAAGUGAUGGGGGGGGGGGAAACAAAAAUAAAAUUCGAGCAGGGAAAAUAGAAAGAAAAAAAAAUUCGUGCACCAGAAAUGUCUGAAAAAAAAAUUCGUGCAGAGACUUUUCAUUAGGGAAAAUUACAGGACCUAUCGGAGGUACAGUGUAAAGGUGUUCCCUGAAAUUUCGAAAAUAAGCUUUUUCAUUGUGUUUUAAGAAGUUUUUUUGGGGAAAAUGUGUUUUAAACCUAAUUGAAUUGAUCUUAGUCCGAAAAAAUUUUUUUUGACUCUAUUUCUCUUUGUCCUGCAAAAAUUUUUCGAGCAAGGGAUUAUUUAAAAAAAAAAAUAACCGACACAGCAAAACAUUUUGAAAAAAAAAAUCGUGCACGUUGAAAAUGGACCCCCUCACUUUUCUAAUGGUCCGCCCCUAAGGCCCAUUUCCACUCAAGAAAAAUUUCCAGACAGAAAAUUUUCAAAAAUAUCAUUGUAAAAGUCGAAAAUUUUCAACUUCAAAAUUUUUUUCCGACGUAAAAUUUGUGUUGGCCAAACACAUUUUACAAAAUUUUCUUUCUGCGGAAAAUUUUCCCGAGUGGAAAUUUUAGUUUGUUGCAGAUUGAAACAGAUUCAAAUGUUCAACUACCUUGUAUUUUUCAGGUAGUUGAAUCCCUACCCAGUACCCACACUGGCACAGACUCGAAUUUAUGUUAGUUUGUUGGCUUUCAGGUGACAGCCACAGGAGAAGACUCAGAUGAAAGCAAUACAGACGGUCUAAAACAACGGUUGCGGUCGCUUGAAGAGAAACUAUCCAGACAGAAGAAAGUCUUGGCGUUGCUGAACGCGAGCAUAACGAUCUUCAGAAACAGUUGGAUGAAAGUAAAAAAUUAUACUCUAUGGUGCAGAGGAAAAAUACCUUACUCAAAGAACAAUUGAAAGCUAGGAGUAUCCCAAGGUAUGUAUGACUUGGUAAAAGAGAUGUAGAGCCCAGGGCUGCAAAAAAAUGUUUUAUUUUCUGGGACCGACAAGCCAACGAAAAUAUUUUCUACAAGCAAAGGACAGCAAAUCUUACGUGAAGCUUAAAUUAAACUCUCUAUUUUCACGUAAAAGACGUGAUACAACAUUUGCAUUUCAAUAUACGAGGUUAACUUUAGCUUAAACUUCAUAAACUUGUAUUCUUUUUCAGAGACAACAACGGUUUUUCAUCAGGCGAUGAACCAACGGUUCAACAACUGCAAGCAAGGGUAUUACUUUCAAUUUUUGAAUGAUAUAUUCGAUAAUAAAUUGUUUCUGUGAAAGUCACCGUUCUCAACAAUACUUUACUGUAUACUUCUUUCCUUUUAUGAUAUUUUGAUGGGUAUGCGUUUUCUAGAUACGCGAACUGGAAGCCGCCCUUCGUGCGAAUGGUCAAAAUGACGUCAGUAGAGCACGUAGUCAAGGCAACAAUGACGACAGCAGUAUAUUUGAUCAGUAUAUUCAACCAACACGAGGUGGACUGGAGGCCAGUCAAAGUUUCAGUCAAGAGAGCGAGAGUGAUCUUGAUGAUAUAGUGAAGGCAGUACCAGGUAGGCAAGAAGUCCAUCUUGCCCCAAUAACCUCGUUUCCAUGUGGUUAUAAUAGGGUCAAGGAUAGGUUUGUGAUCGGACUCAAGAUCAAAUAAACAUGCCUGUAUAUUUAGUUUUUUGCAGGUAGCAAAAAAAAAAAGUAGCGAAAACUCUGUUUUCAAAUGCCAAAACGCCCUUUUCAAAUGCCAAAACGCCCUUUUCAAAUGCCAGAACUCCGUUUUCAAAAGCAGAACUCCGUUUUCAAAAGCCAAAACUUAGUUUUCAAAUGCCAGAACUCCGUUUUCAAAUGCCAGAACUCCGUUUUCAAAUGCCAAAACUCCGUUUUCAAAUGCCAGAGCUCCGUUUUCAAAAGCUAAAACUUAGUUUUCAAAUGCCAGAACUCCGUUUUCAAAUGCCAGAACUCAGUUUUCAAAUGCCAGAACUCCGUUUUCAAAUGCCAAAACUCCGUUUUCAAAUGCCAGAGUUUUCAAAUGCCAGAACUCCGUUUUCAAAUGCCAAAUCCGUUUUCAAAUGCCAAAACUCCGUUUUCAAAUGCCAGAGCUCCGUUUUCAAAAGCUAAAACUUAGUUUUCAAAUGCCAGAACUCCGUUUUCAAAUGCCAGAACUCAGUUUUCAAAUGCCAGAACUCCGUUUUCAAAUGCCAAAACUCGCUUCUCAAAUGCCAGAAAAAUACAAGGAGAACUUCGACGUUUCGAGCGAAGGCCCUUCGUCCAGAAGGUCCACUAACUUCCCGAUGAAGGUCCCUCGCUCGAAAUGUCGAAGUUUUAGUUGUAUUUUUCAGGUAGUUGUAUCCCUAUCAAUGUGCAGCUUUCUCAUUGUAUUUUUUUGUGCUGUGUUCACCAGCAGGUACAGGCAGUGACAUGAGUGACGUGCCAGAAACAGCCGUUCUUGAUCACACCAUGCAGCAAGACAAGAUCCAUGCUGGUCAGGCUGCUGACGUCAAGAGACGUAGGCCAUCACGUGAGCAUAUACAUCGUCUGAGCAGAGACCUGGAUCCCGACCAACAAGCAGAGGUUUGUCCACUAUGUUUUUUGUGCGACCAGUUUCUAUGAACUACUGUAACUAACUAACUUUACUUAUACUGGAUAGCUCUAUCAGUUCUGAACUGUUCUUCCUAGAGGUCCAGUGAGGAUCAUCCCUUACUGAUCCAGUGUUACUACAGGAGGAAACCUAAACUAAACUAAUUUUAUUUAUACUGGAUAGCUCUAUCAGUUCUGAACUGUUCUUCCUAGAGGUCCAGUAAGGAUCAUCUCUUAUUGAUCCAGUGUUACUACAGGAGGAAACCUAAACUAAACUAAUUUUAUUUAUACUGGAUAGCUCUAUCAGUUCUGAACUGUUCUUCCUAGAGGUCCAGUAAGGAUCGUCAUCUUUAUUAAUCCAGUGUUUAAUACUGCAGAAGGGAACCAAAACUAAACUAUUCUAUUCUAACAGUCUUAAUCUGUUAUUUGCUCAGAUAAUGAACAAGUCAGUGGAAGAUUUAGUCGAGAAAGUCCGCGAGUACGCAGAGGAUCCUUCCCUGGACGAGAAACCAAGACGACCGCUGACUGGUUAUUACGCAGAUUCGAAAGAUCUCGAGGCCUCCUCACGCGUGCGACCGCUGCACGUGCCGGUGAAUGAUCGUGGACGUUUAGUGAAAGAACCUUUGGAACAACGUAACAGUUUACCUCGAACGAGGAAGGCACGUGGUGGUCAGGACGCUUUGGCUGAGAAAUCGAAAUCAAUGGAGGAUCUGAGUAGCGGCUCAUCACACGAAGUUCUCGAUGAGGUACAAUACAUAUUCUGAAACGACAUGUGUAGAAUAGAAUUCCAUGUCCAAAAUAAUCCAAAACUUAAUCAUAACGGCAUAACCGUGUUAUUUCUUUGUCUCGCAGCUAAAAAUUCCCGCUAAACCAAGACGCGAACGAAUUUCUCCCGUGAAUUCUGAUGAAAAAUCAUCGAAAGGUCAAGGUAUAUAGACUGUCAAAGAUUUGUAUUUUGUAUAGUAUGUACUGUACCCAGAGUUCACUGACUGUAUAAGCUUGAUACGCAUCUACACCAAAUCUGAGUAUAAUUGAUUUGAGUAUAAACUUGAUAUGCAACUACACCAAAUCUAAUAUAUAAUUGUUCUCUGACAUAUGUCUAUAUAGCCUCGUUAGCUGUCUCGCCCAGCAGCUCGACAGGAGAAGGAAUGAGUGAUCAUGGUUCACUUCAAGCAACCAGUUCCGGAUCUAUUCCUGACGACAGUAAACCUGUCAUGGCGGAAUGGAAGAAUAGACCCUUGCCUAGUGGGAUACGCAUCAGGUUCGUACUGGGGUACUGCUCAAAUGAACAACUUAUUAUUGUUCUUGUCGGACUUUUCCUAGGUCCAUUCUCACAUGGAAGAUUGUGUUUACUUGAUCAGCUGGGGGUGUGGGGUGGCUGUUACCCCUCAGGGCAUGGUGGAUCCCAGGGAUGAAGACCCAGAAGCUUUAAGAUUUUCGCCUCUUUAG